Messenger RNA from Morone saxatilis (striped sea-bass), 3337 nucleotides. RefSeq names its product voltage-dependent calcium channel gamma-5 subunit. Gene Ontology annotation, molecular function: channel regulator activity; voltage-gated calcium channel activity. NCBI's taxonomy places the organism in Eukaryota, Metazoa, Chordata, Actinopteri, Moronidae. The transcript has 5 exons. Gene Ontology annotation, biological process: neurotransmitter receptor internalization; transmission of nerve impulse; regulation of AMPA receptor activity. The record is from RefSeq and is a predicted model, not a curated record. Gene Ontology annotation, cellular component: AMPA glutamate receptor complex; postsynaptic density membrane. Bases 1 to 834 code for a protein of 277 amino acids.
AUGAGCCUAUGUGGCAGGAAGGCGCUGACGUUGCUGAGCAGCGUGUUCGCUGUUUGCGCCCUGGGCCUGUUGGGGAUCGCCGUAAGCACCGACUACUGGCUCUACCUGGAGGAGGGCGUUAUCCUUCCUCUCAACCAGAGCACCGAGAUACGCAUGUCCCUCCACUCUGGCCUCUGGAGGGUUUGCUUCUUGGCUGGGGAUGAGAAAGGCCGAUGUUUUACCAUAGAGUAUGUGAUGCCCACUAACGUCCAGAUGACCUCCGAGUCCACUGUUAGUGUCCUGAAGAUGAUCCGUUCUGCCACACCCUUCCCUCUGGUCAGCCUCUUCUUCAUGUUCAUUGGUUUCGUACUCAGUAACAUCGGCCACAUCCGACCCCAUCGCACCAUCCUGGCCUUCGUUUCUGGAAUCUUCUUCAUCCUGUCAGGUCUCUCUCUGGUAGUCGGUCUGGUGUUGUACAUCUCCAACAUUAAUGAUGAAAUGUUGAACAGAACCAAAACUAAUGAGGCCUACUUCAGCUACAAGUACGGCUGGUCAUUUGCCUUUGCUGCCAUCUCCUUCCUGCUAACUGAGACAGCGGGUGUCAUGUCGGUGUACCUGUUCAUGAAACGCUACACAGCGGAGGAAAUGUACCGGCCCCAUCAGGGCUUUUACAGGCCUCGCCUCAGCAACUGCUCAGACUACUCCGGCCAGUUCCUCCAUCCAGACGCCUGGGCCGGACGUGGUCGCAGUCCCUCCUCCAUCUCCUCUGAGGCCUCCCUCCAGAUGAAUUCCUCCAACUACCCUGCUCUCCUCAAGUGUCCAGAGUAUGAACAAAUGUCCUCCUCACCUUGCUGAGGCAGAGGAUCAUUGAGUGGUUGUGUUAGCACCGUAGGGGUAAUUUUGAUCUGCCUGGAUUUCGGCAUCAAAUUGUCCAAUAAUUUGAUAUUCUCUAGCUUGAAUCAUUCCCGUCUUCAAGUGUCCUGACUAUGACCUGAUUCUUUCUACCCUCCCAACUUUUUAUUUACACCAUUUGGUUUUGUGGGGAGCAAAAUCUAAGUUGCAGGUUAGCAAGUUCACAGCAGUUUAUUCUCAGCUAAUCUGUCUCAUUUCAGGGAGAGCUGUUAGAAGAUGAGAGAGGAACGAGUUGGACCAGGUUGUACUUUUAUCUGCUUUUUCUCUUGUUUUUAGUGAUAGGUUAGAAGAAACCUGCUGAACUGACCAAGGCUAAAGUCGUCUGAAAAGAGUAGCUUCAAUGUCCACUCUUUGCUUGUACUACAACCCUGGUAGCAGUAGCUUUUUGACAGGAUUACACACUGCACAGCAGACAUGCAGAUGGUUUGCAGGUUUUCAAAACCAAACAGCACAGCAUGUGCUUCGAGCCAGAAAGUGGAAACUAAUCAGUGAAAUCUCCUUGGUGUAGAGGAAAAUAGCCUAGAAUAGUACAUCUUAGAGGGUGGCUCACAAAUUUGUUUCUCAAUUUGAUCAUAAGAUUAUUGCUCAAAUUGUGCAGACUUCAGAUUUAUGAAGCUUGAUGAGAUUAAAAUAAAAUUGUUAUAGCUUUCUUCUACAGAUUGAACACGUGAAACAGCUGUGUCAAUGUGCACAAGCUAGUUUUACUCACAUUCUCAGUUGUCACUUCUCAGUUGCUGCACUAUAUGCAGAAAAUGGCUUUUUGUUGUGUUAUACUGUACUGUAGGUGUUCUCAUUCACAUCAACAGUUUCAGACAUGUUUAUGUGAAGUCGUGCUAGAACUCAACUUGAACUUUUUCAUGUUCAGUUGCAGAGAGUAUGAAACACAUGAUGAAUGAGAAUUUCAACCACUCAAAUUGAUAAUUGUAUUGACAUACCAUUUUAUAAACAAACUGUUUGGGUUACAGACAGGGAGAGUUAGGUUUAUGACAGAUGGUCUUUGACCUCCAAUAUGGACUUCAUUUCUUACUCCUCCUCCCCAGUAUUUCUGUAUCAAGUGUGAUUUUUAAAUAAUUUGCAGAUCACACUGACUUUCAUUUAAGAAGUAAUUAUAUUUCCACUUUAGGUCCUUUCAUUAAUUGUUAUGUAGCCACAGGUGUUUCCUAAACCUUUUAAGCUGUAACCGAAGAGUGAAAAGCUUAACUUUUUUUGUCAAACCUUCCAGCUUCAUUUGCUUUCAUUGGUCCCUUUCACCAGUUUUGGUUAUUGACACCAAAGGAAAGGUUUAUAUUAUAGGCUGCUAGUCCAGAUAUAGGAGAUCUUUUUUAAAGGCCCAAAUGUGAAUAUAUUAAUGGUUAUAUAAACUUUGCGUGUAUUAUUGUAUAUUCUUGUAAAAUGCUUUAUUUGCUGUCAUGAUACAUUAUUAAUAAGAAUACAGGAUUGCUUUACAUCAGUGUUUCAAAAGAUACAGAUGUAAAUAAACCUUUUAUAUUAUCAGAGAACCAAUGAUUCCUGUAUACAAUGUUAUUCUUAGUUAGUCAAUCAAUUAAAGACAAAAAGUGUAAGAUUUAAAAAGAAAAGCUGUACAGGGGCAACACUGUUUGAUUGUGUUUAUCCGAUUAGAGUCCAGAGUUUGUUAUACAUUUAAAUAAGAAGAGAAGGUCGCAGUUUUGAUGGAGAAUGUGAAUGAGUCAGGUGGUAUGAAAGACUAUUCUGAUCUAGAGCCAUUGUGAAUGUACAAUUGCUGUAGGAAAUUCUGCUUAAUAAGAUUUUUUGCACAUAGUAAAAUACCUCUCCUUCAGACAUAUAUAAACCUAAAUUAUAGAUACAUAUUUUUCUAAUUUACACCCUCAUAAUGACAUAAUAUUCUUAGAUGUUUGACACAUAUACUGCAAUCCUCAGUGUGCCAAGGAAGAAGUUUUAUCCAGGUUAAGUGGCUUAAGGUUAAGUAUUGAAUAUAUACAUUUCAUGCAGCAUUAAGUGUGAGUAAACAUAUUAAAGAGAAACAUUUUGUCUUGUGCAAUAAUUUUGUUAGUUUGAUAUAUUAUUAAAAUUAUAAUUAUUGUCAGUAUUUAAUGUUGCAUGGUGUGAACUCCACAUAUUAUUAAAAGCAUGCAACAUUUCAUCACAGGAUCAUGGUAUUUCACCUGCAGUACAUGUAAACAAACAUAGCAAGCUAUGUUUAGCUAUAUAACAAGCUAAGCAAAGUUCACUCUCUCGAGCACUGUUUUGGUAUAUAGACCCGCUACAUUUAGUUUAUUUUAAACACUGUAAAUAUGAAUUAAUCCAUGUGUACAUAGAUUCAUUUUUGUAUAGACAGCAGUACAUGUAAAAAAAAUUGGUUGUUUUGUUGUUGGGUAGAUUUAUCUGCAGUAGAUGUAACAGCUGCUUUGCCUCUGCAUCACACUGGCAAUGUGAACUUUUGCAUAAAGGUAUACUUACAUAAAGU